Molecule: messenger RNA, 2803 nt
Organism: Malania oleifera
Lineage: Eukaryota; Viridiplantae; Streptophyta; Magnoliopsida; Santalales; Ximeniaceae
Product: 3-ketoacyl-CoA synthase 1-like
Exons: 2
Coding region: 677-2257 (526 amino acids)
Biological process (GO): fatty acid biosynthetic process
Cellular component (GO): membrane
Molecular function (GO): acyltransferase activity, transferring groups other than amino-acyl groups
Source: RefSeq, a predicted model, not a curated record
UGUUGUAUUAUACUCAUUUUUUAUUUUUAAACAAUUAUACAAGCACAAACGCUAGCUUAAGUAAUUGCAUUGCUGGUAUUUAUGAAUAAUUAUUCCUAUACUUACUUUACCAAGCCAUCAAUUCCGGCAAAUACCUACCUGCAUUGGUCAACUGAUCGAGGAUUUCCACCUUGCCCUGACCUCCACCGCCGUCGACAUUAAUUGGCGAGAUGAGAAGGAGCCAAGGAAAGUGGAAUUAGGAGCUGGAUUGAUUGAUCUAAAUACUAUGUUAUUUUUUAAGAAUUUUAUGUCUACUUUCCCUCAGCUCCAUUCUUUUGGUGGUUGAGCUAUAUCUAUCCCAUCUUGGAACUACUCCUCAUUAAUAUCAAUACCAUCGUCGGUCCAACAUCAUUUCUUGCGGACAUUAAACUCAUUAAUCUCAGUCGUCCCCUUCUCUGAUUAUUAAGCUCUCAUAUAUAUAUCCCACCCUGCGGCCUAGCUCUCCCUAAUCACUCUUCACCCUCACACCCCCACCUAAAUAUUUCUGCCGUGUUGGGCUUCUCCCCAUUUCAGGAUUUGUUAAUUCUUAAAUCUAGCUUCGACCCUUUUAAAUAAUUAUAUAUACAAUCCCUUACCCCCCUUCUUUCCUAUCAGCACCAACAAGUACAGAGAGAGAGAGAGAGAGGCAGAGAGAGAGAUGGCGAGAAUAGAUAUGGGAGAGGAGAGAUUGACGGCAGAGAUGGCGUUUAAAGACUCGUCGUCCGUCGUUAUCAAGAUCAAGCAAAGGUUGCCGGACUUUCUACAGUCCGUGAAGCUCAAGUAUGUGAAGUUGGGUUAUGGGUACUCGUGCAACCCGGCCACCAUCCUCACGUUCCUUGUCGUUUUACCUCUGUUCGUGGCCACCGUGGUUCAGCUUAGCGGUCUGAGACUCGCCCGAGUUUACGAACUGUGGAUGAGUCGAGGCAUUCCUCUCGAUGCAGCGACCGGCAUAACCGGCCUGGCCGUGCUGCUCAUCCUCGUCGGCGUCUACCUGGCCAGGCGGUCCAGACCGGUUUACCUCGUCGACUUCGCAUGUUACAAGCCGGAAGACGAGCGGAAGAUGUCCAACGACUCCUUCCUAACGAUGACGGAAGAAAGCGGCGCUUUUGAGGAGGAAACAGUUCAGUUCCAACGACGGAUCACGAAGCGGUCCGGUCUAGGCGACGAGACCUACCUUCCAAGUGGAAUUACGUCGAGGCCCCCCAAUUUGUGCAUGCAGGAAGCCCGGUCCGAGGCCGAGUCAGUCAUGUUUGGCGCGCUCGACUCGCUCUUCGACAAAACAGGUAUUCGACCCGAAGAUGUAGGGAUCCUAAUCGUGAACUGCAGCUUAUUCAAUCCCACCCCGUCUCUCUCCUCCAUGAUCGUGAACCACUACAAGCUUCGACCGGACAUCAAGAGCAUCAAUCUGGGCGGAAUGGGUUGUUCCGCGGGUCUUAUAUCCAUAGACCUCGCCCGACACCUCCUUCAGGCAAACCCCAACACUUACGCGGUUGUGGUAAGCACCGAAAAUAUCACGCUUAAUUGGUACUUUGGUAAUGACCGGUCCAUGCUUCUCUGCAACUGCAUAUUUCGAAUGGGCGGCGCCGCCGUGCUCUUAUCGAACAAGACCUGGGACCGGGUCUGGUCCAAAUACGAGCUGGUUCACACGGUUCGAACUCAUAAAGGAGCCGACGACAACAGCCACAACUGCAUCUACCAAAGAGAGGACGAUAAAGGAACCGUCGGUGUUUCCCUUGCCCGGGAACUAAUGGCGGUCGCCGGCGACGCCUUGAAGACGAAUAUAACCACUUUAGGUCCAUCGGUUUUGCCGUUCUCCGAGCAGUUCAUGUUCUUUGUGAGUCUCGUGCGGAGGAAGGUGAUGAAGGCGAAGGUGAAGCCAUACAUUCCGGACUUCAAGCUUGCGUUUGAGCAUUUCUGUAUCCACGCGGGGGGGAGGGCGGUGCUGGACGAGUUGCAGAAGAACCUGCAACUCAGUGAGUGGCAUAUGGAGCCGUCGAGAAUGACUCUGCACCGGUUCGGGAACACGUCGAGCAGCUCGUUGUGGUACGAGCUGGCGUAUACGGAGGCAAAAGGACGAGUUUCGAGAGGGGACCGGGUCUGGCAGAUCGCGUUUGGAUCGGGGUUCAAGUGUAACAGCGCGGUUUGGAGAGCAUUGAAGGCGAUUCCGGCGGGAGAGUGCCGAGGCAACCCGUGGGCUGACUCGGUUCACCGGUACCCGGUCAUGAUUCCCGCCGCCUAGGAUGUUUGCGUGUGGCGGUUUUUAUGGAUCGGUGGGCACGCCAUGAUCAACUGUGAAUGGAAGGGAAACGCGUUUGCUGCCGCAUUGCUGUGGCGUGCGUCGGCCAUUAAUUCCGAGAGCUGAUCUCUGGAAACAUCCUCAACCCUUAUAAUUUUGGAAGCAGGUGAAGAGAGUUAUGCUCAAGGAGAUGGUAUCAAGCUGUGUAGUUUAGAUCUGAUAAAUUUAUAUAUAUAUAUAUAUAUAUAUAUAUAUGUGUGUGUGUGUGUGUGUGUGUGUGUGUGUGUGUGUGUGUGUAAAAGAUAAUCUUGUUUAGAAUUGGGUUAUUGGUUAGAUUCUUAUUGGACUCAGAUAGCAUAGAUGAUUAUAUAUGUUUCGAAUUGUAUUGCAAAAAUUAAGUCAUCCAUGCAUGUUCAACUAGUUUUAGAAAAUAGCAAUGUAUUUUCUGCGUGAGACUUGUAGUGAGGAAAAUUUGUGACAGAUGUUGAAUUACAAACUUGUGUUAAGAUGGAAUAAAUAUUAUGUGGCAGAAUUAUUGUUGGUGGACAA